This is a messenger RNA of Cornus florida, 2017 nucleotides long. Its product is annotated as protein DETOXIFICATION 29-like. Bases 86 to 1633 code for a protein of 515 amino acids. Gene Ontology annotation, molecular function: xenobiotic transmembrane transporter activity; antiporter activity. Gene Ontology annotation, cellular component: vacuolar membrane. Gene Ontology annotation, biological process: xenobiotic detoxification by transmembrane export across the plasma membrane. The transcript is spliced from 8 exons. The record is from RefSeq and is a predicted model, not a curated record. Lineage: Eukaryota; Viridiplantae; Streptophyta; Magnoliopsida; Cornales; Cornaceae.
AGAUAGGGCCAGUCAUCAAAUAAAGAAAAUGCUUCUAUUUAUAUCACAUGGGUGAAAAUCAAAGUUUUUAUAGUCUCACUCUCUCAUGGAUAGUAUCAAGCAACCACUUCUAUCUAGCAGAGACGAUGAGCAUCAUUACCCAGAUCAUCCAGAGAGCCCUCCCAGAGCAUCAGAGCUUUCUUCUUCAUCCUUCGCCGUCGAUGAAAACGACAUCAAACCCAUCUCCGGAGUUCAAGAUUUCAUCAGAGAAUUUGCUGUGGAGUCAAAAAAGCUUUGGUACCUAGCUGCUCCCGCCAUCUUCACAUCCAUUUGCCAAUACUCUCUCGGCGCCAUAACUCAAGUCCUCGCCGGCCAUGUCGGAACCAUCGAACUCGCUGCCGUCUCCGUCGAAAACUCCGUCAUUGCCGGAUUCUCUUUGGGCAUGAUGUUGGGGAUGGGAAGUGCACUAGAGACGCUUUGUGGACAGGCUUUCGGAGCUGGACAGAUGAAUAUGCUAGGGAUCUACAUGCAAAGAUCAUGGAUCAUUCUCAUUGCCACGGCCCUAAUAAUGAUGUUUCUAUACAUAUUCGCAGCUCCGAUUUUGAUACUCAUCGGCCAGACAGCCGAGAUAUCAGAUGCGUCCGGGAGAUUCGCGGUGUGGAUGAUUCCACAGCUCUUUGCAUACGCGGUGAACUUCCCGCUCGCCAAGUUUUUACAGGCGCAGAGCAAGUUCAUGGCGAUGGCGGUGAUCGCCGCGGUGGCGCUGGUGCUGCACUGCGUCUUCAGCUGGUUACUGAUGCUGAAGCUGGGGUGGGGACUGGUGGGUGCGGCGGUGGUGCUGAACUCGUCGUGGUGGUUCAUAGUGGCGGCUCAGCUGUUGUAUGUAUUCAGUGGGUCGUGUGGUGGAGCUUGGAGUGGGUUUUCAUGGGAGGCCUUUCAGAACCUCCUGGGAUUUGUUAAGUUGUCCCUUGCAUCUGCUGUAAUGCUCUGCUUAGAAUUUUGGUAUUUUUAUGCGCUGAUUCUCUUUGCCGGGUAUCUUAAGAACGCAGAAGUUUCUGUGGAUGCCUUGUCCAUAUGCAUGAACAUACUGGGAUGGGCAAUCAUGGUAGCUUUCGGAUUCAAUGCAGCCACAAGUGUGAGAGUGUCAAAUGAAUUAGGGGCAGCACAUCCAAGAACCGCGAAAUUCUCUGUAGUGGUGGUCUCAGUAACUUCGGUUUUGUUUGGUCUCUUGCUCGCGCUCAUUCUGAUCAUCAACCGGAUGCAGUACCCAGCUUUAUUUUCGAAUAAUGCAGAAGUAAAACAACUUGUAAUCGAGCUCACGCCAUUGUUAGGAGCCAGCAUUGUCAUUAACAAUAUUCAGCCUGCUCUUUCUGGAGUGGCAAUAGGGGCAGGAUGGCAAGCAAUUGUUGCGUAUGUGAACAUUGGGUGCUACUAUAUAUUCGGUAUUCCUUUCGGCCUCCUAACCGGAUACAAGUUUGGCAUGGGUGUCCGGGGCAUAUGGUAUGGGAUGCUGUCAGGAACAGCCCUACAGACCUGCUUCUUGUUCUGGUUGAUAUACAGAACAAACUGGAAGAAAGAGGCUUCGAUAGCUGGAGAAAGAAUAAAACAAUGGGGAGGUGAAUCAGAUGCCAAAAAGGAAGGUGAAGAAAUUUGAAACGAGACCAGAAAGUACACAUGGGGUGAAUCAUCCAAGAAUUCAAUCGCAAGUGAAGAGGUAUUCAAAUCAAUGGGUUGCUGCAUGUUAUGCCAUCAUAAAGAAAUCCAUAUUCUCUUAAUACCACCUCCUUUUUUUUUUUCCUCUUAUUUUGUAUUUCACCGCUAGUUCAGCUCUAGUUGAAAAACACUAAAUUCAUCAAUUUUGGGGUUUAAAAUCGUUACGUACUCAUCCAUUAAAGGAGUAUCGAUGAAUCAUGCUAGACUACCAUCAAAAUUCCAACCUACCAAGCGGUCCAAAUCCAUUAGGAUACAGAAAUCAACCUACCAGCUGCACUUAAUAUACAACCAAAAACCAACAGCCAGACCUACACAAUAGUAUAAA